Messenger RNA from Laetiporus sulphureus 93-53, 640 nucleotides. RefSeq names its product Got1-domain-containing protein. The coding region runs from base 113 to 529 and encodes 138 amino acids. Lineage: Eukaryota; Fungi; Basidiomycota; Agaricomycetes; Polyporales; Laetiporaceae. The transcript is spliced from 5 exons. The record is from RefSeq and is a predicted model, not a curated record. Gene Ontology annotation, biological process: endoplasmic reticulum to Golgi vesicle-mediated transport; retrograde transport, endosome to Golgi. Gene Ontology annotation, cellular component: COPII-coated ER to Golgi transport vesicle; endoplasmic reticulum; Golgi membrane.
CCCGUCGCCACAUUGCAGAGUUUCCCGCACGACAUCCCUCUGCACUGCCGUCGACAGUCUCGUGCUACCUUGACAUCUCUCGUAGUCGAAACCUCCCUCCCAGCACGACCAAAUGUGGCUCUCAGAUGGACAGAAAAUCGGCGUUGCGCUCACCUCCUUCGGCGUGCUGUUCAUGUUCCUAGGCGUGCUCCUAUUCUUCGACGGCGCACUUCUGGCACUAGGAAACGUCUUGUUCCUCGCAGGGGUGACCCUCAUUAUCGGACCUCACAAAACCGUCACCUUUUUCGCGCGGAAGCAGAAACUCCGCGGCACAAUGUGCUUCUUGGGAGGCAUAUUGCUCGUCUUCAUCAAAUGGCCGUUUAUCGGCGUGAUUGUGGAGACAUUGGGAUUUCUGAAUUUGUUUGGAGACUUUUUUCCUGUUGUGUUGACAUUUCUCCGACAACUGCCUGUGAUAGGGCAUGUCCUAUCACUUCCAUAUAUCCGCAAUGUGGCAGAUCGGAUAGCAGGUUCGCGAACAUCGAUUGUAUAACAUCAUAUUCUACAUUCUCCGAUCUCGGCGCGUCUAUGCAGUCAUUAUUUCUGAUCGGCAUUGUUCUGGCGUCUCAUCCAGUCCGAAACACAGCAACUCGGCUGUACUUCC